CGGGCGCGGGGGUCUCGCGUGGCGGGCCUGACCCCCGGCCCCGGGGCGCCAUGGCAACAGCCUUCAGCAGCGACGGGGAGGCCGCGCUGCGGCGGGAGCUGGGCCCGGCGGCGGCGGCGCCGCGGGGGGACCUUGACGGCUUCUACGAGAUGGGCCGGGCCGCCGCCUUCGUGCGCGGCGGGGGGUUCCGCAAGGUUGCCCUCCAGUUCCCUGACGAGCUCCUGGCGGACGCAGCGGCGGUCGCGGCCCGGAUGGAGGCGGCGACCGGGGCCGAGAUGUACGUCCUGGGAGACACCACGUACGGCAGCUGCUGUGUGGACGAAGUGGCUGCCGAGCAUGCGGGUGCCGAGGCAGUGCUGCACUAUGGCCCGGCCUGCCUCAGCCCCUGCAGAAAGCUCCCAGUGCUGCACAUCUUUGGGCAACAGCCCCUGGACAUUGGGCGUUGCACAGAAGCCUUCCGGGAGCUCUACCCUGACCGGCAGAGCCGUGUGGUGGUACUGAGUGAUGUGAUCUAUGCCCACGCGAUGGGUGAGCUGGAGCAGCAGUUGUGCCCCGAGUACCCCAAUGUUGUUUUCUCCAGGGUGGUGUGUGAGGACUCUACCGGGCCCACACCACCUGGGGAGGUGCGUCAGUUUGGUCGCCAGUUCCCAGUGGAGGCACUGGGAGGGCUGCAGGACUGCGCCAUGUUCUACGUGGGAGCCGAGGGCCUGGCCCUCACCAGCUUCAUGCUGACCUGGAACCGCUGCCUCUUCAGCUCCUUCGAUCCUGCCACCGGCUGUGGCCGUCGCGAGACCCUCAACGUCAACCGGGCCCUGAUGCGACGCCUCUACCUGGUGGAGCGGGCCCGGGAUGCCCGGGUGGUGGGCAUCCUGGUGGGCACCCUGGGUGUGGCGGGCUACCUGACCGUGCUGCAGCACCUCCGCCAGCUUCUGCGCCGGGCCGGCAAGCGCAGCUACACGCUGGCCGUGGGGAAACCGAACCCUGCCAAGCUGGCCAACUUCCUGGAGGUGGACAUUUUUGUGCUGGUGGCCUGUGCUCAGAACACCCUGCUGGACUCCAGCGAAUUCUACCGGCCCAUCGUGACGCCCUAUGAGCUGGAGCUGGCCUGUAAUCCGGCCCGGGAGUGGACAGGGAACUACUUCGCUGACUUCAGAGACCUGCUGCCAGGUGCCUGUGCACACGUUGAUCUCCCACCGGCCGUCCCAGCAGCGGAGGCCAUUCCCGACGUCUCGCUGAUCACGGGGGAGAUGCGUGCAGCCCACCUAUGUGACCCCCCGGCCCCCCAGCUGCCCCCCAGCACUGCCCUGGCCUGCAGGGACCAGACGCGGGCCCUCGCGGAGAUCAGCCCUGCUGCCUCCUUCCUGGAGUCCCGCAGCUGGCAGGGCCUGGAGCAGCAGCUGGGGCAGACACCCGUCUCCAAGGCUGUGCAGGGCCGACGAGGGAUCGCCAUUGCCUACGAGGACGAGGGGCGCGAGCACUCCUGAUUCGGCAGCAGCACCAGGAGGAGCAGAGGGCCUGCAGGGGCCCAGGCAGUGCCUGCCACCGGGCGUGGGACCUGUGAGGGUGUCACAAGGGUCUGGACCUGCCACCAGCUGGCCCCGCGCUGGAUGUGGCCUGCGAUGGGACAGCAGGAGUUGCAUGCCUGUUUGGGAAUGCCGGUGGCACCGCCACGGGGCUCACGGCCAGGGCAGCAGCAGGGCCAGGAGAGGUGCUUGGCCCCCAGUCCAGGGCAGCUUUGGCCCGAUGUGGAAAGGUCACAGCUUUGCACAAGCUGACAGCAGCAGGACUCGAGGCUUGUGUGGCUACUGCUGCUAACUAAAGCUGAACUGAAAAA
This is a messenger RNA of Calidris pugnax (ruff), 1834 nucleotides long. RefSeq names its product DPH2 homolog (gene DPH2). Lineage: Eukaryota; Metazoa; Chordata; Aves; Charadriiformes; Scolopacidae. Bases 51 to 1484 code for a protein of 477 amino acids. The record is from RefSeq and is a predicted model, not a curated record. The transcript has 6 exons. Gene Ontology annotation, biological process: protein histidyl modification to diphthamide. Gene Ontology annotation, molecular function: 2-(3-amino-3-carboxypropyl)histidine synthase activity.